This is a messenger RNA of Pseudozyma flocculosa PF-1, 1446 nucleotides long. RefSeq lists its product as uncharacterized. The transcript has 2 exons. Bases 1 to 1446 code for a protein of 481 amino acids. The record is from RefSeq and is a predicted model, not a curated record. Lineage: Eukaryota; Fungi; Basidiomycota; Ustilaginomycetes; Ustilaginales; Ustilaginaceae.
AUGAACGCCGUCCAUGCGUGCCCGCCGCCGCCGCCGCCCGACGGACCGGCGCUCGGAUCUCCAGCAGUCAUGGACGAGGCGGCGCAGGCGGCAGCAUCCUUGCCACGCUCCGUGAGCAUCGCCGGCGCCGGAGCCGGAGCCGGGUCCGAUCAGUCCCACCGCCCACCUCGGGGCGUCGACGCCAUCACCAUUUCAUCCUCUCCCGUCGAGGCCUUCCCGUCGCCGCCCAGGGCUCCCAACCCAUCUGCACCGUCGCCAAGGCGGAGCGCGCAGAAACCUCGGCCACUCCAGGUGAUUGCGAGCAACAAGCUGCCUAGCCAGCCCUCGUUCAACUUUGACAGCCGGCACGCUUCGCUGGGUGGCCGAGACGUCAAGCCUCGCUCGACAGCACAUCCCGAGCCACCUGGGACGAAUGAUGUUGACGGCGGCGACGACGAGUACGGGUCCGACCUCGAUGACGCCACCCUGGCCAGGCUCGUCGAACUCGAGGAGCAGACCACGCGGACCGCAACAGUCUCGCCGGCCCCUCCAGCAGCGCCCGAAGCAUCAACCAUCCGAUCGGCGCCGCUCAAGAUAUCCUCACCCUUGCGCGACCUCUUUCCAGCGGAACAGAUCAAGGCCGAGCCCGCGCUGCGAGCCAGCCCGCCCACAGCCGCCGCGGCAGCCGAGUCGAUCUCGCGGCGUGCCGAAUCGGAGGUCGACGAGCUGGACGAGCCCAGCGUGCUUUCGCAGGAGCAGAUGCUCGACUUUGUCAGUCGAGGGUGCACAGAGGAGGAAGCAGCAGCCCCAGCGACGGCGCAGCCAGGCACGGCUGGCUCCGCCGCCCCUGCCGCAGACCUCGAUUCGGGUAGCAUCAGCGAUCUACCGCUUUGCGCCACCUCGGGUCGGUCCUCCCGCGGCGCCCGGACGAGCAGGCAGAAGCUGCCGUUGAAGAAGAAGGCGACUAAGAGGGCAAAGACGGCCUCGCAGGGCAGGGUAGCCACCGUCAGCCGCGUGAGAGGCACAGUACAAGAGGUUGUUCUCGAAACUCGGGCUUCCAAGCGCAAGAAGGCGUCUACCCCGUUGGCCACGACAAAGACGAGGAAGACUGCUUCUUCGACGACUCCAGGCCCCGGUGCAGCAACUUCCUCGACCCUACCGGGCCCGGUCGCCUCGACACUCCCCACUGACGUGUACCCGACGCCGUCGGCCGCGCCGUCCGAUGGGCAUGGCCAGCUGCUGCUCUUGCACCCCGCGGCAGUGCAGGCCGACUGCCUGCGACCGGUCUUUGACGAGGUUCACGCCGCACUCGGCGAGCUGCAGCGACGAUCCGCCCAGCAGGUCCAGGUCUUGCAAGGCGAGAUUGCAAAGAGAGACCUAAUCAUCAGCCAGCUGGAGGACGAGCUGGCGCUGGCCCGAGGCGCUCGGCGCGCAUCGCGGUCCAGGAGCGUGUCUGGGACGACGUGA